UCUUAAAAGCAAUGAAAGUCAAAACAUGCAUCAUAAUGUGAGUAAACCCCACUUCCACUUUCCACUUGCCCAAGCAGAAUUAAAUGCAGACUAACUCCCUUGCUGAGAAAAAAAAGAGUUUCUCAACAAAAUCAAAAACAAAGUAUUAAAUGCAGCAGCUGGGAUCCUCACCCACCCUUUACCCCUCAAAAAAUCACACCCUCCCUAAUUCCCUCCCUCUCCCUCUCUCACUCUCUCUCCCUUCACAAAUGGCUAACAAUCCCUUUUCUCAUUCUCUUCUUAUUCUUCUUUUUUUCUUUUAUUCUUCACUCUCAUGUCAUCUUCUUCCAUUCCCUCCUCCCCUGAUCACUUCCCCCACCUCGGCCUCGGCUACUCCAUCGCCAUAGCCCUAGCCUUCCUCUUCCUCCUCUCCACCCUCCUCCUCUCCUCCUACCUCUGCUGCCGCCACAACCGCCGUCGCCUCCGCCACACCACCGCCGCCGCCACCUCCGACGGGGGCAUCGUCCUGCCACGUGUCAUCUUCGUGGCGGAGGACGAGGACGAGGAUGGCAGCGUGGCGGUGGGGUUCGACCAGAGCGUGAUAAACUCGUAUCCGAGGUUCCAGUUCAACAGGGACAACGCACGGAACAAUAAUAUUAUUAACACCACGUGCUCGAUAUGUUUGUGCGAGUACAAGGAUUCGGAGAUGCUGAGGAUGAUGCCGGAGUGUCGCCAUUACUUCCACCUAUGUUGUCUCGAUUCGUGGCUGAAGCUCAAUGGCUCUUGCCCCGUUUGCAGAAACUCGCCGCUUCCGACGCCGCUUUCUACGCCGCUGCAGGAGGUGGUGCCGCUCUCUCAGUAUGCUGCUGAUAGGAGAAGAAAUAGGUGAAUCUUUUUUUACAAAAAAAAUAACUUUUUGGGUUAAUUGGUGAUGUGGGUUUUGCUUUUUUUGUUGUUGGGGUAUUUAAAGUUUUUAACUUUCUUAGUUUUAGAGGUUGGGUAGGUGUAGGGGGAGGGGGAGGGGGAGAAAAUAGAGGGUUUUUAUCUUUUUCUUUUUUGUUUCGAUUUAGCUUUGAUCAUGUGAGGGAAAUGGGAAAAAAUUAUUAGAGCUAGUUGGUUGAUUAUGUAAUUCUUCCAUAGGGCUAUUUUGUUUCGUUUUCCCCCCUCUUUUAAAUAGAUUAAUUCAAGUAAAUGUUCUAGUAAAGAAUAAUUCAAGUAAAUGUUCUAGUAAAGAAUAAUUCAAGUAAA
Molecule: messenger RNA, 1227 nt
Organism: Glycine soja
Lineage: Eukaryota; Viridiplantae; Streptophyta; Magnoliopsida; Fabales; Fabaceae
Product: RING-H2 finger protein ATL67-like
Exons: 1
Coding region: 314-868 (184 amino acids)
Biological process (GO): protein ubiquitination
Molecular function (GO): transferase activity
Source: RefSeq, a predicted model, not a curated record